AUGAGUGAGAUCCUAGCACAAGUUGCCAAGAUAUGCUUUUUCGUCUCUGCAUCAAACUGGACAAUCGUCUUGGGUAAAAUUAAGAAUCGAAUAGCCUAUUGGUCAGGACCUGAAGAGUUUCCAGAUCGUUCGGAGACGCGUUUACUCGAAUUUUGUUCUCUAAAUCGAUUCAGACUCUCAUCGAUCAUACGAGAACUCUCUGCUCAAUUUGUUCAUCUCCAACGUCCUGCUCAAUCUGACAUUGCAUUAGCAUUAAGGCGUUCAAUAUGGAAUUGGAUUGAAACUUAUCCCCACGAAUAUGUCGCCCUCGUUCGCUCCAAUGGUCGAUUGGAAGGUGCUCCGGAUGUCCUUUUUGAUGUGGCUCAUAGUCUUUCUGAAAAUGGCAAGAAGAGGGCUUAUACGUGGCCCAUGAUGUCUAUGCUUCUGGCAGUCUGUCCCGAUAUCGUACUUAAGAUCGCUGCAGGAGACCGUAACCGAUCACAAGUGACUGCCAGGAAAGCAGCCUUUAUCGAAAGCUUGAGAAAGAAUCUCAAGGUUACCAAAUUAGCUGAUGUUGCAACUGCUUGCUGCGUUGAUCUUUGUAAAGCUGCGACAUUCUCUCCGAAGACAACGGCUGAAGGCCCUGGGCUUAGGUUACUUGCUCUAGAUUUAGUAUCAGAUUUAAAUUCAAGACUAUUAGAUCCCAGCAAACCGUUCACUAAUGCAGACGGAAUCGUCGAAGUAUCUCUGAUGUCAGAAGCCUUGGCAGCCCUGUUCAAGCUCGACCGACAUUACCAUGUCAAAAACUAG
Melampsora larici-populina 98AG31 is the source of this 789-nucleotide messenger RNA. RefSeq lists its product as uncharacterized. The transcript has 2 exons. NCBI's taxonomy places the organism in Eukaryota, Fungi, Basidiomycota, Pucciniomycetes, Pucciniales, Melampsoraceae. Bases 1 to 789 code for a protein of 262 amino acids. The record is from RefSeq and is a predicted model, not a curated record.